This is a messenger RNA of Pocillopora meandrina, 4169 nucleotides long. Lineage: Eukaryota; Metazoa; Cnidaria; Anthozoa; Scleractinia; Pocilloporidae. The record is from the annotation of a GenBank genome assembly.
CCAAUUAAAGUUUUCUGUUUUCGACCGCCAUGUUGUCGAGUCUGAGAACUUUGUCAAGAUCAUUCUCGCUUAUUCGUGCUGUUGGCAAGGUGAGGAGAUAAUCAAGGUGUAGAAUAACUACUCAACUAUGUUUCUUCCACUUUUUUGGAGAGAAGUUCAUAAAUUCAUGCAAAGAAAUGAUUCUAAUCGUAGGCCAGUCAACAAGCAGUAUCCAUCCAUCCCUCAAGAUGUUUUCAUCGGGCAAUACCCGUCUUGUCAGAUAAGCUUUUCGUGGUAAGUGUGCACAAUAAGAUUAACAUCAAAUCCAAUUUGCAGCCGUGACUCAUAAGAGAAAUCAUCAGAAGAAAGAUUUUCCACGUUUCCAAUACCCAGCGAAGCUAAGUGGUGCGUUUGCUUACUUUGCUUUGCUGUUACAUAACGACCCAACUUAAACUUUAGAGUUGCAUUGGAUUCAUUUCUUAAAAAAAAAAGAAGGUACGUUGAACAGCUCUUGACAAUUAUGCAAUGUACUUACAAAAGUAGUCUCCUACUUGUAUAAUUUGGCUGUGAGAUGAUGAUAUAUGUAUCAUACUUCCAAUAUUAUUUACAAGUAGAUGAUCUUGAAUACCAAAAUUGUGAUCAGGCUGUAUUCAAUUUGAAGGGAAACUGAACCAAACUGAUACAUGACUUUGAAUUUGUUCACAGCACAGGGAUACUCCAGAAAAUAAUCCAGACAUUCCAUUUGAACUGACUGCUAAAAACCUGGAGGUGAGCAACAAAAUAGGGAAUCAAACCAAUAUCACUCUCUUAACCCUUAAACUCCCAAUAAUAAUAAACAUGCAACUUCUCCCUAAAAUAUCUGUAAAUUGUUCACCAAACACAUUACAAGAAUGUUCAAGCUUAUCAGGUGGAAUUUGUUGUAUAGAUCUUGCACAAAAUUCUCAUAAUUAAUUUACAAGGAAUGUGUAGCAGUUGGAGGGGAGAAUGAACAGUCAGAUCUUGGGAGUUAAAGGGUUUAAAAAAAUUUAAUGAUUUGUUUAUGGCCUGACAGCUUAAGCCAUGAAGGAAAAAUGAUCUUGUUUUUUAAAAUGAGGAUAUGAUCCUAACAUCAAUGCUGGCUUCAUGGGGUUUUCCUUCAUGACAUUAGUGUUUUAAUUACUGACUCUGUGAAGCUCUAACAUGAGAAUUUGGUACAAUCCCACUUAUUUAUAGCAGCCAUUUUCAUUUCUCAAUUCAUCGUGGUAAUGGGGAUGAGUGAAAUCCAAUUUAGUCUGUAGACAUAAGGGUAAUUUACAAAAAAAAAAUGAGGAGUAUAGUUACAGAUGGAAACAGAGGACACAAAUUGACCAAGUCCUGUUUCCAAUUUAUUAAAACUUUAACAAAACUUGUGAAACAUAUCUAUUGUUAAAAAGUCUAUUCAAACAUUUAAAGCCUCUAGUUCAUUUGGGUGUUCCAUGAAACUUAAUGUGUAAUUUAAGAUUCUCACUCUUUAACUGUCCAAUACAUGCUCAAAUUGGGCUAAAACUCAAUUUUUUAUGAUUUAAUUAAUACUCAACUCCCCUGAUCUGUUUGUUAAUUCUCCCCUCUUGCAUUUCCUUGUAGACUAGUUAGGAGAAUUUGUUAAGAUUGAGUAUUCUCAUUACUUGUUUGCUGGAUAAUGUACAGAUAUUAAGCAAGAAGUUACUUGUUAAUCCUUGUGGGAGUUAAAGGAUUAAAUCCUUAAAUAGAUGAUGGUGCAGUGAAGUGACACUAUACCACCAAUAUCAACCAAACACUUUUGUCUACCACACUGAAUGCAGUGAUGAGCAUUUAAGCUACACACUCAUCAUAAUUGUUCUAAGAGUUGACAAUUUGUUGUUUUCUUAGAGAGCGAAAACAAUCAUAAACAACUACCCUGAUGGACACAAAGCAGCUGCUGUCAUACCUGUACUGGAUCUGGCACAAAGACAACAUGGUAUGCAGUGGAAUUAUAACGUGCUGUUUUCACAGAAAAAAAAAAUUUGCAUACAGGUUUGGUAGAAGUCAGAUCUUAAUUGAAAGAAACCUCUCCACCACUUAUCAAGGAUGAAAAGACUUACUUAGUGCAAAGCUUCAUGCUCAACUCUUUUCAAAGUUGUCAUAUGGUGACUUAAAGUCACAAAGUGGUCCCCAAAAUAAAAUGCCAGCUUUCAAGCUAAUGUGUAUCUCACUUCAACUGAUGGCCAUAAGCAGCAAGUUAUAAAAAGUUCCCUAUUGGCCAUGACAAUUAAAGUAGUGACAGCCUUGAGCUACGUCAUAGGCAAGUAACUUACCGGUAAGUUAUUCUUGAUAGUAUCGCGCCUAUUACAGCAUGAAAGUUUUUAUUUCUCUUUUAGGUUGGCUACCAAUUUCUGCAAUGAAUUAUGUUGCUGAUUUGUUGGAAAUGCCAAGAAUGAGAGUUUAUGAAGUGGCAACAUUCUACACCAUGUAUAACAGGUUUGUUUAGCAGCUUGCCAUCUUAAGAAAAAAUAAAGGUGCAAAAGUGACAAAAUGUCCUCUCUCUUACCAUUUUAAGCUUACAAUCUUUUUUAAAAGACUCUCUCACCUGGUUCUUAUCCUCAUAUCUCUUUAUGGAGCUGAUAACCUGAUAAGAAAUGAAUUUUUCUCUCCAAGGGAACCUGUUGGAAAAUAUCACAUUCAAGUCUGCACCACAACGCCUUGUCAACUGAGAGACUCAGACAUGGUAGUAGAAGUUAUUUCCAAGAAAUUAGGUUGGUUAACUCAGCCCACAUGCCAAGUAGUAUAAAUAACUAGAACUUCUAUUGGUUCCCCUUGUUUGAAUUAAUACCAAGGAACCUUCUUUUUACAUGACAUUUUCACUCCUGAAACUGCAACGUAUUCCAAAAGUGGUUGUUUCUUUUCACGAGCUCUUGAGUUAUUUAAUCAAAAGGUUUUUGACCAAUCAGGUUGCAUGUCAAAACUUAGCUGUUUUAUAAAUCUUCAUAAAUUGUCAAGGUGAAAUGUCCAUAAUUUGAUGUUUUAAGGUAUCAAGAUUGGCGAAUCAACAAAAGAUGGCUUGUUUACCAUGAGUUCAGUAGAAUGCCUUGGAGCUUGUGUGAAUGCCCCAAUGAUGCAGAUUAACGACAACUACUAUGUGAGAACAGUUUCCUUUUUUUCACCUUACCAUGCAGUAAUAACAUACCGUUUAUUUGUUGCACUGAUAAGCUCACCUAGAGUCAUAAGAAAACUGACCUGGUUACGCACAGGGGAACGGGAAGGAAGAUGUUUAAAAUGUUAGUACUCAUCAAAAGUACUAAAACAGGGAAUUACUUUUUGACGAAAUGAGCAGAAUGUCGUAAUUAACGAUAAAUUAACUGGUGGUAAUUAUUUGCGGGACACUUGGUGGGUACCAGGCUAUUGGAAACAAAGGGAAAAUGCGUCGACUAAUAACAUCAUUCCUUCAUAAAACGGAAGCGUCCCGGGCGUUAAGUAUAAAGUAGGAAAAGAAUUCUGCCUUAUUAAUUCAUAGGUACGAUUCCGACAAUUUGUUUAGGAAAGCCGUUACUCUGUCAUUAAUGUAGUAAAAGGCUAGUCCUAACGACUGUGACUCAACCCACUUUUUCUUAUUGUGUAUCAAAUCUCUCCAGGAGGACCUCGCAGCCAACGACGUAGAAGAAAUCAUUGACGAUCUGAUUGCUGGAAAAACACCAAAAGCGGGACCCAGGUAUGCCUCUUACAUUUACACCUUUUAUUCAUUAGCUGGCUGGCAUGCCCUCAUUUUCAGUGCAGUACGAGCGGCGAAACGGCGAGAUUCGAACCGAUGAGCGAGACGAGCGAGCGAGAGGUACGAGCGAAAGGUUGACGAGGGGUCUGGGCUUGGACCCUCACGAACCUUCCGCACGCUCACAUCGGUUGGAAAAGCGUGGGCCUCACCGCUAAGAGAGCGCCCCCGCAGGCGAUUGUGCAGGUGAUGUUCUUCACUAUUUUCUUUUCAUUUUCUCUCAUGUGGGCUUGCUUUCUCUUCCAGGAGUGGUCGAUUUUGUUGUGAGCCCGCCGGAGGACUGACGUCAUUAACAGAGCCUCCCAAAGGGCCAGGCUUUGGUGUGCGAUCUGACCUUUAAACCGUUUGCUCACUGAUAAUACUGUUAUUGAACCUUGUAAAAUAGAAAUUAAACUUUGUGUAAUCUUGUUUGAGAUGCGAUAAAUAAAUUUGGUUUUUAACCUGUUUUGAU